GCUCCCUUUUAGUCUCCAUCAUCAAGUUGCAACUUAUCAAAAUUCCAGGUAUAAUGGUUAAGGGAUGAUUAGGAAGACAACAUCAUAAUCACUAGAUAAUUAUUAUCAUUAGUAUAUCAUUUAACAUCAGAGGAUUAACCAUGUCUAACUCAGAAAAAGGGACCAGUUCGGAAAAGGAAAGAGAAGCUGAAUCAGAAAGAAAACCAGAAUAUGAUACUACAGCCCCACCACCUGCUUAUGAAGAAAUAGCAACCGAUUAUAAUCGUCAUCAACAAGCCAUACCACCACCUCAACAACAACAAUAUCAUCUGUUCCCUCCUAAUUCAGGUUCAUCAUAUGCCCCUCCACCAGUUCAGAAUACUCAAGUAGGCUACAAUUAUAACCCACCUCCACAAACAUAUAAUGAUCCCUUACAAGAUCCAAAUGUAUAUAGAGUACCGGCUGAUAUAGUCAAUAUAACUCAAACCAUGCCUCAUUAUCUAAACCCAUCCUAUCAACAAUAUCUUGAACGAGAUCAACAACGGAUUCAACAGGGUAAUUUCCCAAAUCCUAAUGGACCUUUGAAUACUGGUACUCAAAAUCCAACUCGUAAAGGUGGUAGUGGAUUCUUUCCCGGUAAGAGUGGUGUAACUUAUAAUAAUGCUGCUAAUAAGUGAAGACAAAGAGAAAGAGGAGAAGAUUCUAUUCUGAUUGAUUUAUUGUUUAGAUAUAUUUAUUGAUUACCUAUAUAAUAUAUAUAUAGUUCAGCAAAAA
This is a messenger RNA of Scheffersomyces coipomensis, 753 nucleotides long. RefSeq lists its product as uncharacterized. Bases 141 to 656 code for a protein of 171 amino acids. The transcript has a single exon. The record is from RefSeq and is a predicted model, not a curated record. NCBI's taxonomy places the organism in Eukaryota, Fungi, Ascomycota, Pichiomycetes, Serinales, Debaryomycetaceae.